Molecule: messenger RNA, 447 nt
Organism: Parnassius apollo (apollo)
Lineage: Eukaryota; Metazoa; Arthropoda; Insecta; Lepidoptera; Papilionidae
Source: the annotation of a GenBank genome assembly
AUGGAAGACAGCUUUAAGAAGAAAGGUACACGAUCUAAAUUAUUUAUAAGAAGAGAGUUGUCCGAUAUGAAAUUCGACGAACGGAAACGUUUAAUGGAACAUUUUAUUGACAUGGAAAAGCUAUUUGCACAGCUUAGGGAUGCUGGCAGUGAGCUCUCGGAGGAAGAAAAGGUUAACUAUUUACUCCUAUCCAUGCCGAAAUCUUAUGAAGGCAUUAUCACGGCUUUGGAAACUGUGGAGGAAUUGAAAAUGGACUUCGUGAAAAACAGACUGCUUGGGGAAGAGGAAAAACGGAACAGAGGAGCGACCAAAUCCCUUGAUUCUUCAAUCUUCUUGUGUUAUGGAUGUGGACGCCCCGGACACAAAAAAUCCCAGUGUAGGAGCACUCAGCAGGCACGACACAGGACUGGCGACUGGAGACUUCACGGCCGUAGACGUAGCGACUGA